Messenger RNA from Fonsecaea erecta, 1689 nucleotides. RefSeq lists its product as hypothetical. Gene Ontology annotation, biological process: secondary metabolic process. Bases 1 to 1689 code for a protein of 562 amino acids. The transcript has a single exon. NCBI's taxonomy places the organism in Eukaryota, Fungi, Ascomycota, Eurotiomycetes, Chaetothyriales, Herpotrichiellaceae. The record is from RefSeq and is a predicted model, not a curated record. Gene Ontology annotation, molecular function: CoA-ligase activity.
AUGCCGUCCAGAAUCUACAGGUCACCCUAUCCCCCGGUCAAGUUGAUCGAUAGCGAUCUCUUGACCUACCUUUUUUCGAAUCCGAAAAACACACCAGACGAUAAACCGAUAUUUAUCGAUGCAGUCACCGGAGCGCAUCGUACCUAUGGAGACAUCAAACGAAGGUCUCGCUCACUUGCGCACGGUCUGCGAGAGUUAGGAGUAAAGCCCAAAGAUAUUGUUGCACUGUUCAGCCCCAACAGUAUCGACUACGCUAUUCUCUGCUAUGGCAUUAUAGGUUGUGGUGCUACCGUGUCGCCGGUCAGCGCAGCAUACACGCCACUGGAAUUGGAAGCGCAACUCGAGACCAGUGGCGCCAGAUUUCUGAUAGCCCAUUCUUCGCUCCUCCAAACGGCCGAGCAGGCGAUCAAGUCCAAUCCGGCCAUCCAGAUCAUUCAAGCAGAUGGAGUUCGCGACAAGAAGGGCAAGUCGACCGCUGAAGCUCUCGCUUCAGACUGUCCACCCAGCCCACUCGUCAGCAUUGAGCCAAGUGAGGCUGAGGAUCGGCUCUGCUUCAUGUGCUUCUCUUCGGGAACCACGGGACGAGCAAAGGGCGUCAUGACAACACACAAGAAUCUCACGUCCAAUAUGCAGCAGUGGGACGCCCAGCUGCCCAGCGAGACCACGGGGAAAUCGACCACGGUAGCAUUUUUACCAUUCAGCCAUAUCUACGGUCUCACCUCCUUUAUUGCUAUUAACACGUUCGUGGGCAAUACCGCUGUCGUCCUGGCUCGUUUCGAUCUGGAAGUGUUCUUGUCGAGCUGCCAGAAAUAUCGGCCUGAAAUGGUCAACGUGGUUCCACCAGUUAUGUUGUUGAUGGCCAAGCACCCGUUGAUGCAGAAGUAUGAUCUAAGCAGCCUGCAAAGAGUGUUCUCUGCUGCAGCUCCGUUGAGUGUGGAACUUCGACAGGCCGUGGAAGCACGGUUCAAGGAGCUGUACGGGACAAACAUAUUGGGGCUGCAGGCGUGGGGCAUGACUGAGACAAGUCCGUUGGGCGCAGCAGUUCCUCCCAGCCGACCGGACAAGAGACACACGGUCGGGUGCAUCACACCCAACAUGGAAUACAGAGUGGUCGACCCAGAGACCAUGCGGGAUACAGGGUACGAGCCAGACGGGUCUGCAGUGCCAGGAGAACUGUGGCUUCGCGGGCCGAAUGUGACCAAGGGUUAUUAUCGAAACGAAGAGGCUACGAAGAGCGGUGUCGCAACCGACGAGGACGGCAAGCUCUGGUUCCGGACUGGAGACAUAGGCACCAUUGACAAAGACGGGUUCCUGACCAUUGUCGACAGGAUCAAGGAGAUGUUCAAGUACAAGGGUAUGCAAGUCAUCCCGUCAGAGCUGGAGGGCAAGCUCUUGGAACAUCCCGACGUCGAAGAUUCCUGCGUUGUCCCGCAGUGGGUUGAAGAACAGGCGACCCAUGUUCCGGUCGGCUUCGUGGUGAUCAGUGCGAAAGCGAAGGCCAGGGGCCAGGAGAAUGUUGUUGCCGACAUUAACAAGUGGUUGAAUGCAAGGGUUGCCAACCACAAGAAACUGAGAGGCGGCAUCCAUGUCAUUGACGCCAUUCCCAAGUCGCCUUCAGGAAAGAUUCUGCGGCGAGAACUGGUUGGUAUGCUGAAGGCGUCGAGUGCAAAGACAGGAUCAAGGCUGUGA